Molecule: messenger RNA, 1722 nt
Organism: Sphaerodactylus townsendi
Lineage: Eukaryota; Metazoa; Chordata; Lepidosauria; Squamata; Sphaerodactylidae
Product: testis-specific serine/threonine-protein kinase 5-like
Exons: 8
Coding region: 1-1440 (479 amino acids)
Biological process (GO): protein phosphorylation; microtubule cytoskeleton organization; intracellular signal transduction
Cellular component (GO): cytoplasm
Molecular function (GO): tau-protein kinase activity; ATP binding; protein serine/threonine kinase activity
Source: RefSeq, a predicted model, not a curated record
AUGAAGAGCUUUUCUAAGCGCGAGGCUGACCGGAGGAUGUUCCUGGAACAGGUCCGGGAGAGCAAGGAGAACGGCUACCUCCUGUCUUCAAAGAAGAUCGGCUCGGGAGCUUUCUCCAGAGUCUACCUGGGCUAUGCCACCCAAGAAAAACAUGAAACGGCUAAGCUGGCCUCGGACCAGGAGCAAGCUUAUACCCCUAUGGUUGCCAUAAAGAUCAUCUCCACGGCAGAAGCACCAGUCGAAUAUACCAAAAAGUUCCUCCCUAGAGAAAUCUACUCCCUCAACGUUACCUACAAGCACUUGAAUGUUAUUCAGCUUUACGAGAUGUACCGGAACAGCAAGCGCACCUACUUGGUCCUGGAGCUGGCCUCCCGAGGAGACCUCCUGGAACACAUAAACGCCACCUCAGACAGGAGGGAGUAUCCCGGGCUGGAGGAAGAGGAGGCACGGAGGCUCUUCCGCCAGAUUGUCAGUGCUGUGGCGCACUGCCACAAUGUUGGCAUCGUCCACAGAGACUUGAAAUGCGAGAAUGUUUUGCUGGAUGAACGCGGCUUCAUUAAACUAACAGAUUUUGGGUUUGCCAACCGCUAUUCCCUGAAGAAUUCCCUCAUGAGCACCUUCUGCGGCUCGGUGGCCUACACAGCCCCUGAAAUCCUCAUGAGCAAGAAGUACAACGGGGAGCUGGCUGACCUGUGGAGCCUUGGGGUGAUCCUCUACGCCAUGGUGACAGGCAAGCUCCCCUUCAAGGAGCGCCAACCGCACAAGAUGAUCCACGUGAUCAAGCAAGGACUGGCCUUCCGGCAGCCCAUCUCGCCAGAGUGCCAGAAUCUCAUCGAGGGCUUGCUGCAGCUGAAGCCAGCGGCCCGCCUGGGGCUGCAGCAAGUGGCCACCCACCGCUGGAUGCUGCCGGCCACCUCUGCCAUCUUCCACCGGGUGAUGAGCUCCAUCGGGGUCCAUCCGGAGUGCAACGCCAGCCAAGAGAAGCCCACAGCAGUGCAAGCCGAGACUGGAGGCUCCAAGUCGCAAUUCCCAGGCCUGGAGGGCACAGCCAAGACUUCCGAGGGACUGGCCAAGGAAACCAAAACCCUGCCGACCCCGCGGGCCUCCUCCGCGACGGGAGCGUUUGCCACCAGACCCAAGGUGGAGAGGAAGAGCCCCGAGGCCCUCCCGGGCAGUUGCGUCCUCCAGCUCCCGUCCCCACGGAAGGCAGAGCGGCCCCCGAGACUCUCCUUGUACCGGCCCAGCCUGCUGACCACGCUGCAGCCUUUCCACCACCUGCCCAACUUCCGCAAGCCCGGCUCCACCCUCUCCACCAGCGCCUACGUGGCCAGCAAGAGGCUCGGGGACAAGGUCCCUGCCCGGGCCGCAGCGCUGGGCAGCGGCUCCUCCAGCCUCUCCAAGCAGGUGCAUUCCCUCUACACCAUGACUCCGUGCCCGUGAGCCACGCCCCAGCCCCACGCCCCUCUGGAGCCCACGCGGCUUCCCUGCGGGGGGGCCUGACCCUGCGCCGGAGGACAGGAUGGCGGGAGCGCUAUUAAAUCUUAUUCCGAGCCCCGGCCUGCCUGCUGGAGUGUCUGUGCUGCCCGGGGCAGGGCUGGCCCUCUGGCUCCCACUGCAGCCGUGGAACUGAGCAGGAGGAGGAGGCGGCAGUCGGGCUGCCGGAGCGACCGCAGCGGCCCUAGCGCUGUUAUUCUGCUUCUCUAUAUACAUCAAUGUAUCUUU